This is a messenger RNA of Hyla sarda, 1516 nucleotides long. RefSeq lists its product as uncharacterized. The record is from RefSeq and is a predicted model, not a curated record. The coding region runs from base 137 to 1303 and encodes 388 amino acids. The transcript is spliced from 14 exons. NCBI's taxonomy places the organism in Eukaryota, Metazoa, Chordata, Amphibia, Anura, Hylidae.
GAAAGAAGAGGAGCAGAGGUGGAGAGAGGAAAGAGGAGGAGCAGAGGUGGAGAGAGGAAAGUGGAGGAGCAGAAGUCGCCGGACCGGUAGAGCAGUCUUCCAGUCUUCUCGAUCGUCCGGAGGACGACACUUCAGAAUGGAUGUUCCCGACCAUUUACCUACUCAAGAAGUAGGGUCGUUCAUUCACACGAAGAUAAAGGCCGUCCAACCCUGCAAUGUUACUCAGGAUCCAGUCAAGGCUUCUUUACCAUCCCAAGAAAUUCCUGAAAAACCACCUGACGUUCAACCAAAGAUUAAAUGGAGGAAGAAGAAAAACAAAAAAAGAAAGAAGAGAAUGAAGAGAAGGACACGGGAGGGUGUCAUAGACCCACCUACCACAUCGGAGAUCAACGCGACUCAUUCUCAUAUCCAAAACAAACGCGACCAAAAACUCCACAAGGUGGAGAGAAGACGUAACAAAAGGACAUCAGGGCUCAUCAAUGACUCACAUACUGGGCCAGCAUCAUGGAAGGUGCCUAAGGAGGUCCUUAUAGGUUUCGCCAUCUUGGCUUGCAUCGAUCAGACCCAAUGUCUCUAUGAUCGCUCCGUGGAGGAGGGACUGAUGGCAAAACCGGACGAUGACCCCCACAAUGGGAACAUAAAAGUCUAUAAGCGCUCCGUGGAGGAGGGACCGGGGGUGACACCAGAGCCUCAUAGAAAAAACAAAAAUGAUACAUUCCCCUGUAUGGAGUCUGUUUCAGUGUCGGAGUUUCCCAUAAUCCUUCACCGGGAUGAACUGAACUUUACUUUCCUAGAACCCAUUUACUGUCCACACAUUGUCCCCAUUUUCCCGUCCUGCUUCGCUUGUUUUAAAAACAAAUCUGAGCUGAACAUUUCCUGCAGGAUUAGCAAUGAAGUGGUUAAUAUUCGGGUCGAGCACGGGAAGGGGUAUAGAAUCCCCGACAUGAUUACGAUGGACGGAAGUGACUGCACCAUAGAGGACGGAUCGGUGAUGGUGAAACCAAACUAUGAGCCUCCCAACGAAAACACAAAUGGAAACCUAGAAGGAAAGAAGGAGAAAAGGAAAGAAACCGAAAAUCCUAAGGAUGUGACACCCAGCAGGAGCAAUGGAGGGCAACCAUAUUGUAUCUUCCUUCUUUUGAUACCCCUUGGGAUCCUUUGUACAUUUGGCAUUAUAUCGGAUCAAGUCCGCCGCGGGCUGCUCUCUGACCAGUUUCAGAAGACCACCACCAGUUCCACCAACUCUACUACUGCAACUGUAGUCACUCAAAUUGCUCCGGACACUUGGCAACUAUGGGCAUAAAAAAAAGAAAGCGCUUUAGGGCCAAUUUCAUGAAGGGGGCCCCAAAAAGUGUCUUUUUAAGUCCGUUAUUCUCCCUCUGCUGCUUUUUGAACAUUUUCUAUCCCUGCUGGGUGAGUGGGCUCUUCCUAGGGUCGCCACCUUUCUUGCAAAAAACUUCCGGCCAUGCUAAUUUGCAUAAUUAAUUAUAUAUGCGUGACAUCACAGGAUACACAU